AUGUCUCGCCGCCGAUACCUACCCUCUGUGCUUUUCUUUCUCACAAUAUCCGCUACUCUGGCUGUCGCCCAUCCUCCAUUCAUCCCAACACCCUCCGACCCGGUAGGCUCGAGAUGGUGGCACUCUAAAAUAUCGGCACCUGCAUCAGCAGCGACGGCGACCGAGUCUGCACAGCUUGACUCGGGCAAUGCAGGGAUCGACUGGGCAUCGUCGCUGAAAACCCCAGCCGACUUGCCGACCAACUUCAACAAAAUUCGCAUCGCACACGCUGUGUUGGCGUCGAGUGCGUUUCUGGUCUUCUUCCCUCUCGGAGGCAUCCUGGUCCGCAUCGGCAACUAUCGAGCCCAAAUCGUCUGGAUUCACGCAGCGUUGCAGGGCUUUGCAUAUGUCGUCUUUGCGACUGCGGCCGGCUUGGGGAUAUGGAUGGCAAGAAGAACAGAUCAUUUGACAUCCUACCACCCCAUCAUCGGCCUAGUGCUGCUCUCCCUCCUCGGUCUACAACCUGUCUUCCAAGUCCUCAAUCACCGACUAUACCAUUGGUUCCCCCGGCUCAUCCACCUCGCCCACAUCCACCUAUGGCUAGGUCGGAUUUUGUUGACUGUCGGCAUCCUCAACGGCGACCUAGGCUUUCAAUUCGCCUCUCAUCGUCCACCACAGUGGUCCACGGCGCCCAAGAUUGUCUACGGUGUCAUCGCGACCUUGGUCUGGGUCGUUUAUGUGGCCGUCUUGGUCGUGUGGCGAGAGCUGGGGAAGGGUCCCAGACUUGCGCGCGGCAGUCAAAUUGAUGCUGCUGGGAAUUCAAGCCCUGUCAGGACUGGGACUGGUAGUGGCGCGGGAUUGGAGAUGGCAAGUGGGACCGUGACUGCUUCGGAGAAAGAAAAGCGAGGACGAGGACGACGACUCAAUGAUCAAGAAGAGGGGGAUGUGCCGCUGUUGCGCUCUGGCACGGGAAAACAAGUGGUUGGAAAUGGACAGGCGGGUACGAAAGAAAAGAGGACCAAGAACAGCAAGCAGAAAGAUGAGGUGAAGGAAGGGCUUUUUGACUACUAUUUGAUGAUGGAGAUCUCGGAACGACCAGUUUAA
This is a messenger RNA of Exophiala dermatitidis NIH/UT8656, 1083 nucleotides long. RefSeq lists its product as uncharacterized. Lineage: Eukaryota; Fungi; Ascomycota; Eurotiomycetes; Chaetothyriales; Herpotrichiellaceae. The record is from RefSeq and is a predicted model, not a curated record. The transcript is spliced from 4 exons. Bases 1 to 1083 code for a protein of 360 amino acids.